UAUUCAUCAAUACCUGUACAACCGGUAGUACAGGGUGUAACAACAAGUAGUACCACUGUAUGUCGUACAGUUGGCGGUCUAACAAAAUCACAGUUAGAAUUGUGUUAUCGACAUGCGGAUGUUGCUGAGAGUGCAUUAAUGGGCUUACAAUUGGCAAUUGAUGAAUGUCAGCAUCAAUUUCAAUGGCAUCGUUGGAAUUGUUCGUCAUUGAGUACAAAGAAUAAAAAUCCACAUAGUAGUGUUUUAUUACAAAAAGGCUAUCGUGAAACAGCAUUUGCUUACGCAAUAUCUGCUGCGGGAGUUGCACAUAGUGUAGCACGUGCAUGUAGUCAGGGAAAAUUAUUGGAAUGUGGCUGUGAUCCAGCUGGUAGAAGAAUGUAUUCACAAGGUGUUUUAUCAGGCAAUGUACCUGAUACAACUACUCCACAUCGGACAGUUUCAGCAGCAUCUCGAUGGAAGUGGGGAGGAUGUUCACAUAAUUUACAUUUUGGUGUUGAAUUCUCAAAGUUAUUCCUUGAUACACGUGAACAAGCUGGUGAUAUACAUUCGCAAAUUAAUUUACACAAUAAUCAAGCUGGAAGAUUGGCAGUUGCGAACAACAUGCAAGUACGCUGUAAAUGUCAUGGAAUGUCAGGCAGUUGUCAAUUAAAAACGUGUUGGAAAUCUGCACCAGAUUUUCGUGUUGUUGGUAAAAUUUUAAAAGAACGUUUUCGUCAAGCCAUUUUAGUGGAUCAAUCAAAUUUAGGUAAUGGUACACCAUUACUGUAUGUUAACAAUAAAAUACGUGGUACGCGGCGUGGAAAACGCCCACCAAAAAAUCAACGCGGUGCUAAUAGCAAUAAUAAUCAUCCAAAUAAAAGGCCACGACAAAAACCACGCGGUGGAACAUCACGUAAAAUGAAAUUACAUCGUAAACGUGAUUUAACAAGUGAUUUGUUAUAUUAUCAACGUUCACCAAAUUUUUGUGAAAAAGAUGUAUCUGUGGAUGUACCAGGUACGGUUGGGCGACGAUGUAACCGUACGAGUACGGGAGGUGACGGUUGUGCGUCUUUGUGUUGUGGUCGUGGCUAUAAUAUUGUCCGACAGAGACGUAUUGAACGCUGUCAUUGUCGAUUUCAUUGGUGUUGUUUUGUUGAAUGUCAAAAUUGUACAUAUGAAGAAUGGAUUACUGUUUGUAAAUAA
This is a messenger RNA of Chrysoperla carnea, 1182 nucleotides long. RefSeq names its product protein Wnt-10a (gene Wnt10). Gene Ontology annotation, cellular component: extracellular region. The transcript has 3 exons. Gene Ontology annotation, biological process: multicellular organism development; neuron differentiation; cell fate commitment. The record is from RefSeq and is a predicted model, not a curated record. Lineage: Eukaryota; Metazoa; Arthropoda; Insecta; Neuroptera; Chrysopidae. The annotation marks the transcript as partial. Gene Ontology annotation, molecular function: cytokine activity; frizzled binding.